CUAGCUUGUCUUAGCUCUUCUUCUCUCUUCCACGCCGCUGUGUGGUUCUUGUUAGGUUAGCGUGCUCCUCAGUGUCUGAAACAGUGAACCUGUGUGGAAGAAGGAUUUCACAUUAUGGCGUUAAACCUCACCAUCAACACAAGCAAUCCGCCUCUAGGAGUGCUGCUGACGGCAGAGCAUGUGAAGGGCAUUGUCCAGGUUUCAGUGGCGGAAGGCAAGGACACACAACUUCACGUCUCCGAUUCGGUCCAGUUCAAUGAUGUCAACUCUAUCAGUCGGUACUUGGCCCGGGUGGCUCCCGCUCUAGGUCUCUACGGAGCCAACAUGAUGGAGCAGACUGAGGUCGACCACUGGUUGGAGUUCAGUGCUCGCUGUCUGUGUGGUCAGGUCAUCCUGAGCAAAUCACUGGGGGAGUUGCAUAAGGCCCUUUCCCUGCGGACCUUCCUGGUUGGACAUACCCUCACCCUGGCUGACUUGUCCGUCUGGGGAGCCCUGAAAGGUCAUGCCGGAUGGCCAAGCCAGGGCGAAUCCUUCUCCCACGUCAAUCGCUGGUUCUCUUUCCUGAGCACGCAGGUUCCCUUCACUGCUUUGGGAAACAAGUUUGCCAGUAAGAAAGCUCCAUUGAGCAAAUCCAGCUCUGAUGACAAGAAGCAAGAUGUUGGCAAGUUUGUGGAUUUGCCAGGAGCUGAGAUGGGCCAAGUGGUGGUUCGAUUCCCUCCGGAAGCCAGUGGAUACCUGCACAUCGGCCACGCCAAGGCUGCUCUGCUCAACCAGCACUACCAGAUCACAUUCAAAGGCAAGCUCAUCAUGCGCUUCGACGACACCAAUCCCGAGAAGGAAAAGGAAGACUUUGAGAAGGUGAUCCUGGAAGAUGUUGCCAUGCUCCAGAUCCAUCCGGACCAGUUCACUUACACCAGUGACCAUUUCCCCACCAUAAUGGGAUUUGCGGAACAGAUGCUCCAGGAAGGCAAAGCUUACAUCGACAACACGCCUCCUGAGCAGAUGAAGCUGGAGAGGGAGCAGCGCAUCGAGUCCAAAUGCAGAAAUAACACGGUGGAGCAGAACAUGAAGAUGUGGUCGGAGAUGAAAGCUGGUUCAGUGAGCGGUCAGACCUGUUGUAUGAGGGCCAAGAUCGACAUGAACUCAAACAAUGGGUGCCUGAGAGACCCCACCCUCUACCGCUGCAAGAACACUCCUCACCCUCGCACCGGAGGCUCCUACAAAGUCUACCCCACAUACGACUUUGCCUGUCCCAUCGUGGACAGUUUGGAGGAUGUGACGCACGCCCUCAGGACCACCGAGUACCACGAUCGGGACGAGCAGUUCUACUGGAUAAUCGAUGCGCUGCGCCUCAGGAAGCCCCACAUCUGGGAGUACGCCCGACUCAACCUCAACAACACAGUCCUUUCCAAGAGGAAGCUCACCUGGUUUGUUGACCAGGGAUUCGUCGAUGGAUGGGAUGACCCUCGCUUCCCCACGGUCAGAGGCGUCUUGAGGAGAGGCAUGACCGUUGAGGGUCUGAAGCAGUUCAUAGCUGCCCAGGGUGGCUCACGGUCAGUGGUGAACAUGGAGUGGGACAAGAUCUGGGCCUUCAAUAAAAAGCUGCCAAUUAGCUGUCUCAAGGUCAUCGACCCGGUAGCUCCCAGGUACACGGCUCUGUCCGGCUCCUACGUGGUUCCCGUCUCCGUCUCCGAGGCAACGGAGGAGAUGAAGGAGGUGGCCAAACACCCGAAGAACGCAGAGGUGGGCAUGAAGCAGGUUUGGUACGGACCUCGGGUUCUGGUUGAAGGAGCUGAUGCUGAGACCUUCUCAGAGGGAGAGAUGGUCACCUUCAUCAACUGGGGCAACCUCAUCAUCACCAAGAUCAACAAAGGGCCCGAUGCUAAGGUGGUCUCCCUGGAGGCUCGUCUGAACCUGGAGAACAAGGACUACAAGAAGACGACGAAGAUCACGUGGCUGGCCGACACAAACAGUGCCCCCCUGCUGCCCACCAUCUGCAUUACCUACCUGCCUCUCAUCUCCAAGGCCGUCAUCACCAAAGACGACGACUUCAAGGAGUACAUCAAUAAAAACAGCAAGCUGGAGGAGAAGAUGCUCGGCGAUCCUUGUCUGCAGAGCCUGAAGAAAGGUGACAUCAUCCAGCUCCAGAGGCGGGGCUUCUACAUCUGUGAUCAACCUUAUGAGCCUGUCAGUCCUAACAGCUGUAAGGAGAGUCCCUGUGUGCUGUUCUACAUUCCUGAUGGACACACCAAGGAGAUGCCCACUGCCGGAUCCAAGGACAAGAGCAAGAGCCAGGCUUCCAGCAAAGCAGUCAGUGCUCCUAAGCCUGCCUCGACCUCUGCAAAAUCCGCCCCUCCCUCAACGCCAGCACCUGCUCCAACAUCAGCCAGUGACUUGUUCUCAAGCAUUGUAGCACAGGGUGAAGCUGUCCGUCAACUAAAGGUUGCCAAGGCGCCCAAAGACGAAGUGGACAAGGCAGUUCAGCAGCUGCUCUCGCUGAAGGCACAGUUCAAGCAGCAGACGGGAACGGAGUACAAGCCGGGUAUGGCCCCUCCCACCUCUGAUCCAGCCCCGCCCCCCACAUCAACAGACUCCACCUCUUGUCCAUUCACCCAAGUUACAGAGCAGGGCGAGCUGGUCAGGAAACUGAAGGCAGAGAAGGCCCCUAAGGAUCAGAUCGACGUAGCAGUGAAGAAGCUCCUCGCUCUCAAGGCACAGUUUAAAACGCUGACCGGUCAAGAUUACAAACCUGGGAUGGCCCUUUCGGCUCCUGCUUCCUCUUCUCCAUCUCCUGCGACCUCUUCCUCUUCUCCCUGCGCUUCUUUGGGCCUGUAUGAGCGUGUUUCCCAACAGGGGGAGACUGUGAGGAAACUGAAGUCUGAAAAAGCCCCCAAGGACCAGGUCGACGCUGCAGUGAAACAACUGCUUGCCCUGAAGGCAGAAUACAAACAGGUCACAGGCCAGGACUACAAGCCUGGGGCAGCUCCGGUCCAGAAAGCCCCCGCCUUGGUCCAGAAAGCCCCCGCCUUGGCCCAGAAAGCCCCUGCGCCGGUCCAGAACAGUCCAAGCUCUGCCUGCGAUGCCACCGGCCUGUACGAGAAGGUCUCUGAGCAGGGAGAACUAGUUAGGAAACUGAAGGGGGAGAAAGCGUCAAAGGAUCAGGUCGAUGCUGCGGUGAAGCAGUUGUUGGCGCUGAAGACCGAGUAUAAACAGCAGACCGGGCAGGACUACAAACCUGGACUACAAGCUCCAGGUAGCCAGUCAAGCGUUUCCUCGACCAAGUCUAACACUCCAGCGCCAGCAGAGGACCUGUUCUCCCACAUUACCCAACAGGGAGAGCGAGUGAGAAAGUUGAAAUCUGAGAAGGCCCCCAAGGACCAGAUUGAUGAAGCUGUAAAGACUCUCCUGGACCUGAAGAGCAAGUACAAGACGCUCACUGGACAGGAGUACAAGCCAGUGGCCGCCGCUGGAGCCACCGGAGGAGAGGACAAAAACCGCAAGGAGAGGGAGAACAAGUCUGAGAAACAGGGAGGAGGAGGGAAGAAGGGUAAAGGAGACAAAGCCAACCAGGGCAAGGAGGCUUCAGGUGGAGCAGGAGUCCCAGGAGACGGUCAAGGUCCUAAGAAACAAACACGGUUGGGCUUGGAGGCCAAGAAAGAAGAGAACCUGGCUGAAUGGUACUCUCAGGUCAUCACUAAAGCGGAGAUGAUUGAGUACUAUGACGUUAGCGGCUGCUAUGUGCUGCGGCCCUGGUCCUACUCCAUUUGGGAGGCCAUUCAAGCCUUCUUUGACCGGGAGAUUAGGAAACUGGGCGUGGAGAACUGCUACUUCCCCAUGUUCGUCUCUCAGGCCGCCCUGGAGAAGGAAAAAAACCACAUAGAGGACUUUGCUCCGGAGGUUGCCUGGGUAACCAGGUCAGGAAAGACCGAGCUAGCGGAGCCCAUUGCUGUCAGACCCACCAGUGAGACAGUGAUGUACCCCGCCUUUGCUAAAUGGGUCCAGUCCCACAGAGACCUGCCAAUCAAAGUCAACCAGUGGUGUAACGUUGUGAGAUGGGAGUUCAAGCACCCGCAGCCCUUCUUGAGGACGAGAGAGUUCCUGUGGCAGGAGGGACAUACGGCCUUUGCCACCAAAGAGGAGGCGGAAGAGGAGGUGCUUCAGAUCCUGGAUCUGUACGCCAGGGUGUACGAGGAGCUGAUGGCCAUCCCCGUGGUGAAGGGGAGGAAGACCGAGAAGGAGAAGUUUGCUGGAGGAGAUUACACCACCACCGUGGAGGCGUAUAUCUCUGCCAGCGGCCGAGCCAUCCAGGGUGCCACGUCUCACCACCUCGGUCAGAACUUCGCCAAGAUGUUUGAGAUCACGUUUGAGGAUCCAAAGAAGCCGGGCGAGAAACAGCUGGCUUUCCAGAACUCCUGGGGACUCACAACCAGGACCAUCGGCGUUCUCACCAUGGUCCACGGGGACAACAUGGGACUCGUACUGCCACCCAGGGUGGCCUGCCAACAGGUUGUCGUCAUCCCAUGUGGGAUCACUGUCUCCCUGCCAGAGCAGGAGAAGGAGGCGGUGUUGGCCCAGUGCUCUAAAUACGUGAACAGGCUACAGGACGCUGGUGUCAGAGUGAAGCCGGACCUCCGAGACAAUUACUCACCAGGAUGGAAGUUCAACCACUGGGAACUCAAGGGAGUUCCUAUCCGCCUGGAAGUGGGUCCUAAGGACAUGCAGCAGCGUCAGUGCGUCGCUGUGAGGAGAGACUCCGGCGCAAAGGUGACCAUUCCGGAGGCCGAGGUGGAGAAGAGGCUGGUCGCCAUGUUGGAGGACAUCCAGAGCAGCCUGUUUAAAAAAGCUUCAGACGACCUGAAGCGCAACAUGGUGCCUGCAGACACGAUGGAGCAGUUCCAGAAAGAGUUGGAGCAGAACAAGAUUGUCCAGAUCCCGUUCUGUGGUGGAAUCGACUGUGAGGAUUGGAUCAAGAAAACCACUGCCAAGGACCAGGACCUGGAGCCUGGUGCGCCGUCCAUGGGAGCCAAGAGCCUCUGCAUCCCCUUCUCACCCCUGAAGACGCUGCAGCCCGGGCAGAUGUGUGUCAGCGGCAAGGAGCCCGCCAAGUACUACACCCUGUUCGGACGCAGCUACUGAGCAGCUGCCCGAGCACGAGGACCAACACCUCACCAGGAAAGGGCUCUCCUCCCUGCUCGGGUUGAUCUCUGGUUAGCAUAUCUGGUGAUAGGGGGAUGAGUUUACUGGACUGUGGUUUUGGAUUGGGAAGAAGUUUUUUUUUUUUUUUUUUUGUAUUUUAUUUACAUGUUAACAUAGGUCUAUAACUAUCUGGAAGAGGUGAGAAAAUAGUUUACUUUUUGAAUUCAGUUAUGAGAGGAAAAUGGUUGUAUGACGCUGCUGCUCUCCCACCUGGCUCAAUGCUCUUCAAAGGACAUAAAAGAACACUAACUGUCCUGCAGGGGUUUGUAUUGGCAUCAGAAUAAAAACUAGGAUAAUAUGUAAUAUCUACUAUUUCAAAAUCGAUAAUUUUUUGAGUUCCUACUUAUCACUGUCAAACUCGAGUUGGAUUUAGCUGGUUUUAGUAAAUGUUUGAUUCAUGGGAUAUUUCCUUCACCUUUUUAAAAUCUGGAAAAUAAAACGUAAAAUAUAGUUUCCAUUGCCGUCUGGGGGAAAUGACUCUGUGCCUGCCAACAGUCCAUCGCUCACCGCAAAACUGUCUCAGGCUGUAGAUGUGGUAUUAUUAUAAGAAGGCUCUCAGCUGUGCUCUAGGGCUGUUUACAGUAUGUGGUUUAGGAUUGUUAUUAACUUGAUCAUGACGUUAAUCAGUGGGCAGCUGAAUAUGGUAAAUAUAAUGUAUUCACGUGUCCGUUUUUAAAAGUCAAACUGGCCUACAUUGUUUUCGAUCCAUAAUAAAUAUGGGUGAUGUUUAAACUGGAGAUUCCACGCCCGGCUGUGUUGUUUUGGAGGGCAGUGUCAGAAAGAAGAAUGUAGAUGUGGAUUAGAAUGGCUAAGAUUACUUUUAAAUAUAAUACUGAUUGUCUAGCGAAGAGAUAAAAAAGGGGUACUUCUGUUUCCAUUUUCAAAAUAAAAUAAUUGGCAUGUA
Messenger RNA from Pungitius pungitius (ninespine stickleback), 6100 nucleotides. It is a transcript of the gene eprs1, whose product is annotated as glutamyl-prolyl-tRNA synthetase 1. The coding region runs from base 115 to 5136 and encodes 1673 amino acids. Gene Ontology annotation, molecular function: ATP binding; proline-tRNA ligase activity; glutamate-tRNA ligase activity. NCBI's taxonomy places the organism in Eukaryota, Metazoa, Chordata, Actinopteri, Perciformes, Gasterosteidae. The record is from RefSeq and is a predicted model, not a curated record. Gene Ontology annotation, cellular component: aminoacyl-tRNA synthetase multienzyme complex; cytoplasm. The transcript is spliced from 36 exons. Gene Ontology annotation, biological process: translation; glutamyl-tRNA aminoacylation; prolyl-tRNA aminoacylation.